Molecule: messenger RNA, 1547 nt
Organism: Stegostoma tigrinum
Lineage: Eukaryota; Metazoa; Chordata; Chondrichthyes; Orectolobiformes; Stegostomatidae
Product: QRFP-like peptide receptor
Exons: 1
Coding region: 21-1361 (446 amino acids)
Biological process (GO): G protein-coupled receptor signaling pathway
Cellular component (GO): membrane
Molecular function (GO): G protein-coupled receptor activity
Source: RefSeq, a predicted model, not a curated record
CGGAAUUUGCCUCUCCAACAAUGCUGAAGAGAAUGAACUCCUCACUCGGCAGCCCCUACUCUAGCUUGCCUUUGGUUGGACAUUUCACAGGACACAACGUUUCUCUGCACUUCCCGGACACUUCCAUGUAUGAUGACCUGGGGGAUAUUCUGUUAACUAUCCGGGAGCCUCCCACUAUCGCCCUGACGGUGAUGUACACCAUUUCUUUCGCCGUUGGUUUGGUUGGGAACAUAAUGUCGAUCAAGGUGCUGACCAACAAACGGAAUAACAGGAUGUCUGGGGUCAGUGCCACUCGCAGUUUGCUCAUCAACUUGGCAGUCUGUGACCUGAUGGUGGUCUGUGUGUGUAUGCCCACCACCCUGGGCUACCAGAUCUACAAAGCAUGGAUUUAUGGUGACUUCAUGUGCAGGGCAGCUCCUUUCACCCAGGCUGUGUCAGUGUCAGCCAGUGUCCUCAGCAUCACUGUUAUCAGUGUUCACAGGUACUAUAACGUCCACGACCCCUUCAAUGCCAGGUCAUUCUUUACCUGGAGAAAAAUCUUUUGGACUAUUUUCGUGGUGUGGUUAUUGUCAUCUGGAAUCUGCCUGCCUCUUAUUUUUACAAACAAGUUGGAGGUGAUUGACCCUACUUUUGGCGUUCCUUUCUGCAGUGAGGUCUGGUCCCAAGUCAGGCUGAAGCAAGCCUACAACUUCCUCCUGUUCUGUGCUCUCUACGGUUUGCCCGUGCUGUUUAAUUUAGUGAUCUGCUUUCUCACAUGGCACAGGCUGUGGAGCACAUCUAGUCUCUUCAAAGACUGUGACUCCAGGACCCAAUCCCUUCCAGCCUCAAGGUUGAAAAUUCGCAAAAAGAUUGCCAAAAUGGUGGUGGCUUUGGUGAUUCUAUUUGCCAUUUCAUGGUUACCUGUCUAUGUGGUGGAUAUCUGGCUAGAUUUCAACACUGAAGAUGUUUCGCGAAGUGAUGACACAUCUUCAGAGUGGAUCAUGCAUUUUAGACCAUUUGCUCAAUGGCUUGGUCUCACCAAUUCUUCCCUCAAUCCAAUCUGUUAUUGCUUUGUUGGAGACCUGUACAGGUCAGCAAAGGAAAUGAAGAACAAAUACAGACGGACACUAGUUUCUCUCUUUAACUAUUCCUUGUCUGAAGGUUCCACAAGAUCAUCCAUACCCAAAAUUCUUUCCUACAAAGAUUCUUGUCAGAAAUCAACAAAGGAAUUCAAUUUCAUCGAGUCGAAGGAAGAGAAAUGUAAGGAUUUUUGUUCCCCUUCUGGGAUUUGUGAAACAUCAUUGACUACGUGCCACCCUGUUCCAAAGCCUAUUCUUGUAACUGGUGAAGAGAAGACGAGAAACAACAAAAACCCUAUAUAGUACUUGCAGAAGCUUGUUACAGUUGAGUUCACACUUUGUCACUGAUUAAUCCAUCAUUAUCAUUUCCAGUCCCUGAAACCAACCAAGGUGAGAAUUUAAGGCUUCAUUUAGUAUGCUGUCAGCCACUAAUAAGGAUUAUAUCAAGCCAAAGAUUGUGACUUGUGUAAAUUCAUCAUUCACAUCUUG